Molecule: messenger RNA, 1512 nt
Organism: Myotis daubentonii (Daubenton's bat)
Lineage: Eukaryota; Metazoa; Chordata; Mammalia; Chiroptera; Vespertilionidae
Gene: SFR1
Product: SWI5 dependent homologous recombination repair protein 1
Biological process (GO): positive regulation of DNA-templated transcription; double-strand break repair via homologous recombination
Cellular component (GO): Swi5-Sfr1 complex
Source: RefSeq, a predicted model, not a curated record
UCGCCUGCCAGGCGUAGGGACUGCACCCGUUCACGAAUUUCGUGAACCGGGCCUCUAGUAUAAAAUAACAACUACAGACUGCUUCGGAGAUACUAGCACUGUUCUCAUCUGCAAUGAAUUCUCAUUUAAUCCUCUCAUCCCUAGGAGGUCGAUAUUAUAAUCCCAUUUUACCCUCGAGGAAACCAAGGCAGAGACACUCCGUUACGAAGCACAUACAAUAAUGGUGCCUGGAUUCGAACCCUGGCCAUCUGACGCCCACAUUUGUCUUGAACCACUGCAUUAGGCUCUGUGUUUCUAUCCGACCGCUCAGGACUCAGAAGUAAACCACGAUAACAUUUUCAAGAUGGAAAGCCCUUCGGACUCAGCUGUGAUUUUACCUCGCACUCCACAGGGCUGUGCCAGUCUACCAUCUCCCCAUACAAGUAGUUCAAGAAAGCAACCUAUGAGUGCAACACUUAGAGAACGGUUGAGGAAAACUAGAUUUUCAUUCAAUUCCUGUUACAAUGUGGUAAAACGUCUUAAAGUAGAGAAUGAAGAAAACGAUCAGACCUUUCCAGAGAAAGCAUCAUGUUCAACAGAAGAAAAUUGUUUGGAAUUUCAAGAUAAUUUUAAGCACAUAGACAGUGAAUUUGAAGAAAGUUCAUAUUUGAAAAAUACCAUCAAGAAUAUCAAUGCAUGUGAAUCUAAAUCACUUGAUACUGGCUCUUGCAGUGAUCUCCAGAAUGACUUUGAUGAGACUCUUCCCCAAAAAGGAUUAAAUGAAGAAAAGGCAAAAUUGGUGAAACAGAUUCAGGAGAAAGAAGACCUUCUUAGGAGGCUAAAACUAGUCAAAAUGUAUAGAUCAAAGAAUGACCUGUCUCAGUUACAGUUGUUAAUAAAGAAGUGGAGAAGCUGUAGCCAACUGUUGCUUCAUGAGUUGCAGUCAGCUAUGUCUGAGGAGAACAAGAAACUUAGCCUUACUCAGUUGAUAGACUACUAUGGGUUAGAUGAUAAAUUAUUACACUACAACAGAAAUGAAGAAGAAUUUAUAGGUGUUUAAUUACUAAUUUUUUCUCCAGAAUAUCUUUGAGGAUGACAACUUAAAAAAUACUUACACAUUUUAAAGGGAUGAUAUAAACCAUUGGGGCUUAAAAGAAGGUAUCUUGAUGAACAUCAACUUAGGGUACUCUGUUAGAAAAAUAUGUAACUUCUAAAAUGAAAAUUUAGUAUUUUGGAUAAUCUGUCAAAAAAUUUGACAUUUAAAGAUAUGUGAAAAAAAUUUAAAUCAUGUUUUAAAACAUAAUUUGGGCAGUUUUGGAAGUCAGUUAUAAUACAUUGUCUUGUUUAUUAUAAAAAGAUGUUUUAUUUUAAAUGUUAAAAAGUAGUUCAGUCUGGUGAAUGACUAAACCUAAACUGGUCUAAAAUGCCUGCCUGUCUCCUUAGUUUAUGAACUUUGUUUCCAUCAAUUUACCACAUAUUUCCAUCUGUAUGGCCUAUUAGGUAAUUACUAGUAAACUCUUAUGUCCAAAAUUA